This is a messenger RNA of Choloepus didactylus (southern two-toed sloth), 1829 nucleotides long. RefSeq names its product zinc finger DHHC-type palmitoyltransferase 16 (gene ZDHHC16). Gene Ontology annotation, cellular component: Golgi apparatus. Gene Ontology annotation, biological process: protein palmitoylation. The record is from RefSeq and is a predicted model, not a curated record. Lineage: Eukaryota; Metazoa; Chordata; Mammalia; Pilosa; Megalonychidae. Gene Ontology annotation, molecular function: palmitoyltransferase activity.
CAUGCUCCGGGACCAGAAGGGCCGAAACUCCCGGGCUCCUGCGCUUGCGCCAGUUGUCCAGGAUGGGCUGGCGGCGGAUCUGGGUUCCCUAGCUGGUCUUGCGGACUGCGGGCCAUGGUGGGUCAUAUUGAACCCGGCCCGGCCAGGGCGCCGAGCAGGAGAGCGUGGCAGUGAGCGGUGGCGAAAGCUGCAGAGCUCGAUUUCGCUGAUUGGGCAGCCGGCAGGAGUCAUGCGGGGCCAGCGGAGCCUGCUGCUGGGCCCAGCCCGCCUCUGCCUGCGCCUGCUUCUGCUCCUGGGCUACAGGCGCCGCUGUCCACCUCUGCUCCGGGGCCUGGUACAGCACUGGCGCUAUGGCAAGGUCUGCCUGCGCUCCCUGCUCUACAACUCCUUUGGGGGCAGUGACACCGCUGUUGAUGCUGCCUUUGAGCCUGUCUACUGGCUGGUGGACAACGUGAUCCGCUGGUUUGGGGUGGUGUUCGUGGUGCUAGUGAUCGUGCUGACCAGCUCCAUUGUGGCCAUCGCCUACCUAUGUGUCCUCCCCCUCAUCCUCCAAACCUACUCAGUGCCACGACUCUGCUGGCAUUUCUGCUAUAGUCACUGGAAUCUGGUCCUCAUCGUCUUCCAUUACUACCAGGCUAUCACCACUCCACCUGGAUACCCACCCCAGGGUAGGAAUGAUAUCGCAACUGUCUCCAUCUGUAAAAAGUGCAUUUACCCCAAGCCAGCCCGAACACACCACUGCAGCAUCUGCAAUAGGUGUGUGCUGAAGAUGGAUCAUCACUGCCCCUGGCUGAACAACUGUGUGGGCCACUUCAACCACCGGUACUUCUUCUCUUUCUGCUUUUUCAUGACUCUGGGCUGUGUCUACUGCAGCUACGGAAGCUGGGACCUUUUCCGAGAGGCUUAUGCUGCCAUUGAGAAAAUGAAACAGCUGGACAAGAACAAACUACAGGCUGGUGCCAACCAGACUUACCACCAGACCCCACCACCUACCUUCUCCUUUCGAGAAAGGGUAACUCAUAAGAGUCUUGUCUACCUCUGGUUCCUGUGCAGUUCUGUGGCACUUGCCCUGGGUGCCCUAACUGUAUGGCAUGCUGUUCUCAUCAGUCGAGGUGAGACUAGCAUCGAAAGGCACAUCAACAGAGAGAGAUGUCGGCUGCAGGCCAAGGGCAGAGUAUUUAGAAAUCCAUACAACUAUGGCUGCUUGGACAACUGGAAGGUAUUCCUGGGUGUGGACACAGGAAGGCAUUGGCUUACACGGGUGCUGUUACCUUCCAGUCACCUGCCCCAUGGGAAUGGAAUGAGUUGGGACCCCCCUCCCUGGGUGACUGCUCACUCCACCUCUGUGAUGGCAGUUUGAAUUUAGUUGUGUCAGCCUCGAACAUUCAUUCUGUUUCCUACACUGUCUUAAGAGCUUCCAAGGGCAGCCUUUCUUGGGAUCCUUGAGCUAAAAGAGACAUGGGACCUGCUUUAGGAUACCAUGCUGGGACAACUCAAGAACUAUCCUUCUGGCUACUACAGAAGCAAGGAAUGAUGUGUGGACAUCCUAGGACUGUCGUCCCUUUACUCAGGCAAACAGCAGUUCCAGCCUCAGGUGGGGUGUCAGGUAGCUAGUGACCCUGCCCAGUGCUGACCCUGACAUUCUCCAGGUUACAGCACGGGUUAGCCACCCCCUUUUCUACUUGCUGUCUGAGAAAGCACCCGAAUGGUUCAGCUGAGAUCCUGGCUUCUCAACAGCGCAAAGAUUCUAGGCCUGCUGCUGAGGUCACUGCCACUUCUCACAUGCUGCUAAAUGGAGCAAAAAUAAAGGUAUUGGAUUUUUAAAGGAA